This is a messenger RNA of Sarcophilus harrisii (Tasmanian devil), 1746 nucleotides long. RefSeq names its product glutathione S-transferase omega 1 (gene GSTO1). Gene Ontology annotation, biological process: glutathione metabolic process. Bases 238 to 966 code for a protein of 242 amino acids. Gene Ontology annotation, molecular function: glutathione transferase activity; glutathione dehydrogenase (ascorbate) activity. Gene Ontology annotation, cellular component: cytoplasm. The transcript is spliced from 6 exons. Lineage: Eukaryota; Metazoa; Chordata; Mammalia; Dasyuromorphia; Dasyuridae. The record is from RefSeq and is a predicted model, not a curated record.
CUCCUGCGUUAGCCAAAUCUUACUCGGGGAUUUGCUGCCUUAAAGAGGGGAGGGGAGCGAAGGUUCCUCUUCAUCCGCGGCCGGAAGCGCUGGGCACGCUCUCUGGAGCCGGGGGUGACCGGUUCGCUCAGUCCGCCCCCAUCCCCCUUCAGAUUGCCCCGAGGCAACCCCGGGCGUUGCUCCUUGCCGUGCACGCUGCAGAGAGCCUCCGGAGCGGCAGCAGGCACCGGAGCCGAGAUGUCGGGAGAGGCAGUCCAGAGCCUGGGAAAAGGCAGCGUCCAGCCUGGCCCCGUCCCGCUGGGAGUCAUCCGGUUGUACAGCAUGAGAUUCUGCCCCUUCGCGCAGAGAACCCGGCUCAUCCUGAAGGCCAAAGGCAUCAAGCAUGAGGUCAUCAAUAUUAAUUUGAAAAAUAAGCCUGAAUGGUACUUUAAGAAACACCCCCUUGGUCUAGUACCAGUUCUGGAGACUAGUAAGGGUCAGCUGAUACAUGAGUCUUCCAUCACUUGUGAAUAUCUAGAUGAAGUUUAUCCAGGAAAGAAGCUGUUUCCAGAAGAUCCAUAUGAGAAAGCUUUACAAAAGAUGAUUUUGGAGUCAUUUUCUAAGAUACCAUCUUUGACUAAGGAUGCUCUUAUAGCAGUACGAAAUGGGGAAGACUGUACCAAUCAGAAAGCAGAACUCCGUAAGGAAUUCAGCAAACUGGAGGAGAUCCUUUGCCGGCAGAAGACAACUUUCCUGGGUGGAAACUCUGUGUCUAUGAUUGAUUACCUCAUCUGGCCAUGGUUUGAACGGUUGGAAUCAUAUGAGAUAGCUGACUGUGUGGAACACACUCCUGCUUUAAAGCUGUGGAUCGAUGCCAUGAAGAAGGACCCCACAGUUGAAUCUCUUCUCACUGAUUUGAAGACAUAUAAAGGCUUCUUUGAGCUCUACUUUCAGAAUAAUCCUGAUGCCUUUGACUAUGGGCUGUGAGAUGGUGUUUUGGAACACCAACUUUAGAAUCUCCUACUUCACCAUUGGAAAUUUCCAACAUAUCCUCAUAGCAGAAUAAUACUGUUUGAGCUUGUCAAAGGGCUAAUAAUCCUUAUUUUCCAAGAAGCUCUCAAUAAAGAUUUUCAAAUGUCCUAAAUGAAAGGAAACUAUUUUCUCCCCAUCCACUGGUCUCUAGCUUUUUGUUGGAAAGAUUUACCACUUUAUAUGAUCUUGGAAAAUGCCAAGUAUUGAACCCUUUAAGCAGAGAAAGCUUGAAACUUCUCUCCUUGAUAUGUAUAACUCUGAUUUCUCCCCAUCAUAUUUGUGCUAAUCUUGUAUUUGAGGUUGAGAACCUUGGUGUGGGUCAUUAUACAUUAGACACUGAUAAAGGUGCCACUGAUGAGAGAAGAUUAAAGAGAGGAAAGAGGAAGUACUCACUUGUAGGCUUAUUGUGCAAAAGAUGUCUGUUCAUAUCCAUAUAGGUAUAUGUAUUGUGUUAUCCUUUUCAAAUAGCUUAUGGACCUUGGAGGCAGUGCAGAGUUCUAAUGUCGAGAAAAAACCCAAGUAAAAGUGACAUGUUACUUUAUGUUGCUGAACAAAACAAGUCCAUAUUUCAUUUGUGUUGUCAGGGACCAGGAUAUCUGCAUUAAAAUAUGCUUUAACAGACUUCCUGACUGAAAAUAUAAAUAUGAAGCACAUUCCAAAUGUGGUCCUAGGCAAAGGUCACUCGAAUGAACUUAUUAACCCUUGAUAAAAUAAAUAAGACCUUCUUCAGCAGGA